Symbiodinium natans is the source of this 2718-nucleotide messenger RNA. The record is from the annotation of a GenBank genome assembly. NCBI's taxonomy places the organism in Eukaryota, Dinophyceae, Suessiales, Symbiodiniaceae.
AUGGCGGCUGCAGUGGAGACAGCCGAGAGUGAUGCCAACAGGCGUUCGCACUCUCAUCCCUUGUCGAGACUUCAGUCCCUCUGGGCGCAAGUGCAGCGAUGUGCCACUUCCAGAGCCUCUGCCGUUCUGCUCUGGAUCCUCAGCCUUGCGCAUUGCACGGUGUACCUGCUGGGCCCCGGGAUGUUCGGCCACUUGACGGACUUCGCCGUGUGGGUUUGGGCAACUGGGGGCCCCUUGAUUCUGGGGACCGUUCUGGAGGUUGUGGCCCGCGUCUCAGCCGAAGGUGGACCUGUGUGGCGAUGGCGGUUUCUGGGCAGCUACAGAAACCUAAGGUCCUGGCGGCGGAUGAUGAUCCCCCUGUACCACCAGCUAGAGGCGCUGGUGCUGGCUGUCAUGAUGUUCAGGCUGGCCAUGAGCAUCUACCUCCUCAACGUGGCCUUGCAAGGGGAUCCUUUGCCGGUCUCCGUCUCAAACCAGGACAAGGCCACCGUCCUGGUGCUCUGCGGCUAUCGCGCUCUCCGCACUUUUGGGGACUGGCGGGGGGUCUCCGUGCACCAGGCCCUGCACGAAAGGCGGAAGAAGGCGAGCAUGAAGAAGCUCUGGAUGGAUGAGUUCCGCGAUGCCUGGCAGGAGCACCGAGCACGGCCGGUGGUCAGGGCCCAGCAAGUCCUGAACAAGAAGUGGCUGCAGAUGCUCUUCCUCCUCGCCUCCGUCACCUACUGCGUGGUGGAGUUCUUCGACUUUGUGGUUACGUCCGAGGUGCUGGGCUACGUGCUCCUCGUGGCACUUCUUGCCGAGUUCCUAGUACGUACGCGCGCACAGGGUGGGGAGCAUUUCUUCCGACCUUUUCUCAACAAGAUGGAGUUCUGCGUCCUCAUCGGCGGCGCUUGGUGCCUGUUCUAUGCCACCUGGUACACGCAGUACUUGGUUUCAUCGAAGGGUGAGGCCACCGCUUUUGCGACGGCUACGGCGGUGCUUCUGCUCCUGCAUCGGCUCAUACGGCUACUGGGAAUCCAGUUGAGCAUCUCUGCAAGCGAGUUCGAUGCCGACAGCGUUGCAAACUCCGUAGCGAUGCAGGCCUUCAUGGCCAGCCUGGGCUCCUUCGUGGACGUGCCGCCGACGAACAUCAAAGUGGACCUCCCGGGCUCCGUGAUACACAUCCAGAAGGCGAGCCUCAAGAGCGAAGUCUUCGAAGGUCUUCACCUGCCCCUGACGGUGGUGGGCGCUCUUGUGGAAGACCUCUACGUGGACCUUUCCAGGGACAACAUGAAGGAGACAGGGAGGCUGACUUUUGCGUCGCGUGCGCGCGGCCGCACCCGCGUCCGCGUAAAGAACCUGCUGCUGGUCCUGGGACCUGGCCCCGGCCUGGCGAGCUCACCGGAGAAGGCUGGCCACUGGCAGUACGAGAAAGUGCUGGCUGCGAAGUGGCGUGUCGUGAAGAUGAUCUGUCACAGGCUCACUGUUCCCGUCACGGACGUGACGUCGAAGACUCAGGACUCUCUUGAGUCCCUCAGUUCGUCCAGCAGCUUGAAGGAGAUGAGGCGAAGCUUGAUGAAGGAUGUGCGGGAGAAGAUCACAAGGAUGCCCUACAUGGAUAUGCACGUGCGCAACGUCAACGUGCAGUUUGAGGACCCUGACUCUCGUCUCGGCUACGGCUGCUUCCUGUUGGGCAUGAAGUUAGACUCCAUGAAGCUCGACUGGCAUCAGGGCCGCCAUUGCCAUGCACAGGUAGCCCGCGGGUCUCUGUACGCGGAGCCCUUUGCCGCAACGGACACCAGCAAAGUCCUCCAGAGAUGGAGGCCCAGAGAGGUAGUUGAGCAAAUGGCACGGCUGAGCAGUGCUGAGCGACUGCGCUCUUGGGCGUUUGCGAGCAUGGAGGACAACCACCCUCGGAAUCCUCUCAAGAAGCUCAGGCGUAUUGAGCGUUUCGCGGACCGGCACAACAUCCUGAUCAUUCAGCACGCAACGCUUCGAGGAGGUCCCAAGGAGGCCCCGAAGGAGCGCGCGGAUGGCGGCCUCCUUGCGCCCCUGAGGGAGAGGAUGGCCCGCUUCGUGCCCUUUGGGAAGGACGAGCCGACGAGGACCACGGACAUCGAGAGCCAGAUGGGAGCUGCGAACCUCCGGGCCGAGUGGGACUGGAAGAUGAAGGUCUGGCCAAUCCGCGUCACCGUGGAUGACGCGCAGUUCCGGUGCUUGAAGAACCUGCAGAAACGCCUCACCGACUGGUGGAUGCACGACCAGGCGCUGCAAUGGCACCCUGGCCUGCGCCCACGCGACGCGGAGGUGUUGCAGGCCCCGGCAGAGAAGAGGGCGGCGGUGCUGCGGUCGUGGUGGGUCUACGCCAGCCACCGGGCACUGAUUUCCGAAGGCCGCCGGCCCCGCUUCACCUACCUGAAUCUGGUGCGUCGGGUGGAGUACCGCCUGAAGCACCGGGCGCUGAUCUCGGAGGUGCUCAGGGAGCUGCCCCCCCUGGUGCCCGGCGCGCGCGUGAAUCUGAAGCCUUCGGAGCACCACUGCCGGGAGUUAGCUCGUGCGCAGACUCACCUUCCCUACUCCGAUAUCGUGGCCUGCUUUCGGGAAGAGCUUGCCAAAUCGUCGGCCAGAGGCCCAACGUCCCGGCGGGCCACCAAGUCAGCCGCCGUGCGUUCGCAGGAGGAGGAGGAGGACAACGACGACGAGGAGGACGACGAUGAUGAAGAGGAGGAGGCAAGGUCCUGA